CGAAUUCCUCAAUGCCCCAAAACCCCCAGUCAAGUCUCCGGCCUCUGCAAGAGAGACAAACCUGAAUUUCUAGAGAGAGAGAGAGAGAGAGAGAGAGGUAGAUGUAUAAUUAAUUAGUUAGAGAGAGAGAGAGAGAGAGAUAGCCGAGGUAGGGAGUCCGGAAAAUUGUAGCGAGAGAGUGUAGUAUGGGAAGCACCUUUCUCUCUCUACCAGCGAAGCGUUCAAUUUCUUCGACAAUGUCCUCCUCUUCCUCCGAGCCCAGCUUAGAAAACGGAUCCUCCAAGCGCUCCAGGCCGCGCCAGCAGCAGGCUCCGCUCACUGUUCCUCCCGGCCACGUCGCCUUCCGCAUGCUCUGCCACGCCUCCCGCAUCGGCGGCGUCAUCGGCAAGUCCGGCACCGUCAUCAAGCAGCUCCAGCAGGCCACCGGCGCAAAGAUCAGAAUCGAGGAGCCGCCCCAACUCGACUCGCCGGACCGGGUCGUCGUCGUCAUCGCUCCCAGCGCAAUCCGGUCCAAGAUUGUGCUCAGUGGAGACCAAGAGAUUGAGGUUUCCAAGGCGCAAGAGGCGCUUUUGAGAGUGUUCGAGAGGAUUCUAGAGGUGGCGGCGGAGACCGGAGCGAUAGGAGUAGGGGUUGGAGUGGUGUCUUGCCGGUUUCUGGCGGGGACGGCGCAGGUCGGCUCGGUGAUAGGCAAGGGCGGCAAGGUGGUGGAGAAGAUUAGAAAAGAGACUGGCUGUAAAAUUAGGGUCUUGAAUGAGAAAUUGCCCGUUUGUGCUGCUCCUUCUGACGAGAUGGUUGAGAUAGAAGGGGAUAUUUUGGCUGUAAAGAAAGCACUUGUUGCUGUCUCCGGCCGUCUUCAAGAUUGUUCACCAGUUGACAAGACAAGGAUGACUGGAAGUAGGCCUAUUGAGACAGUUCCUCGUGAAACUUUACCUGAUAGUCGUGUAGAUCACCUUUCACAGAGGAACUCAGUGAUUUCCAAUUUGCCGAGCAGCUCCAUGAGUUAUGCUUCAGGAGUUCGUCCGCCAUCGAUAGAGGCUGAAAGGAUCUCAACACUCAAUACAAGAACGCUCCAGCAGGAAGUUACUUUUAAGAUUCUUUGUGCCAAUGAUAGGGUUGGGGGUGUCAUUGGAAAGGGGGGUGCCAUUGUCAGGGCUCUUCAGAAUGAGACUGGUGCUACUAUUAGUGUUGGAGGAUCUGUGGCCGAGUGUGAUGAAAGAUUAAUUACUGUUACUGCAUCAGAGAAUCCUGAGGCCCGCUACUCGCCAGCACAAAAGGGUCUUGUUCUUGUCUUCUCAAGGUCUGUAGAGGCGGGCAUUGAAAAGGGGCAAGACUUGAGCUCCAAAGGGUCACCUCUUAUUGCGCGCCUUGUUGUCCCGACAAGCCAAGUUGGUUGUUUGCUGGGAAAAGGGGGUGUAAUAGUUUCAGAGAUUCGGAAGGUAACUGGUACCAGUAUACGGAUAAUAGGUGGUGACCAGGUCCCGAAGUGUGCCUUAGAGAAUGACGAAGUUGUACAGGUUUCAGGAGAUUUUUCAAAUGUGCAAGAUGCUUUGUACAAUAUUACUGGUAGGUUACGAGAUAACCUUUUCUCCAACACAGUAAAUAAUUCUGGAAGGAGGAAUAGUUCAGCCGUGCUAACAGAUACCAGUCCUUAUGGAAGACUCAGGGAUCCUGCUCCUAUUGGAUUUCAGCCUUCUUCAUCAGUUGGUGUUACUCAUGGUCUCGGUCGACAUACUACUCUAACUCAAAGUAUGGAUCAUCUUGGACUUUCCCAUAAUUUAGAUCAUCCUUCUUCACCAAGGCCAUGGGCAUCACAGAUGGUUGCUCCAAGGGGAAUCUCAGAUACUGGUAGGGGUUUGACUUCUCUAAAAAGUGGCUCGGAUCUUGGCAGUGGAAGCAAAUCUGCCAUUGUGACAAAUACAACUGUAGAGGUCAUAGUUCCUGAAAAUGUUAUUAGCUCAGUGUAUGGAGAGAAUGGCACCAAUUUGGCUCGACUGAGACAGAUUUCCGGUGCCAAGGUCAUAGUGCAUGAACCCCGUCCUGGAACAACUGAUAGGAUUAUUGUCAUAUCUGGGACACCUGACGAAACCCAGGCAGCACAGAGCCUCCUCCACGCAUUCAUUCUCACCGGUCCAUCAUGACAAAUAACACUUAGUCAUGAUACACAUUGGCAAGAGAAGACUCUGGGUCACUUGGCAAUUGGUUUUUGUUUAUGUCAAAUAUUGUAACACUAAAAUAAGAAGAAGAUUCAAGGAUCCUAUUUAAUGUCAAUCUAGAGAGCUGGAAAAAGUUAAUUUUGCUCUAAUGGCCAUUGUGUUAGUCAGUGUGCGCAGGUUUAUUAUGUAAUUGUUAGAAACAUAGUGAAAAAAGUUUGAUAAGAGUAUUUGAUACUCUUUUACAACCGGUCUUAAAUCUUUUUUUCUUUUAUUUUUAUUUUUUUUAAAAUUAAUUCUUCAGUUUGUUGCUACUUUCACAAAAUUGAUUUCUCAACUUCUUUAUACUUCAUUAUUAUUAUUAUUAUUAUUAUUAUUAUUAUUAUUAUUAUUAUUAUUAUAAGUUUUGACUCUGUCCUUUAAUUUGUGAUUUCCAUAUCAAGUUUUAAUCGUCUUUCAUACUUGAAAAUUAAACACAAAUAGCCAUGGCCAACCACAAUCUCCAUGACUCGACCGUUUUUUAUUGUAUGAAUAUACGAUUUAAUGAUUAAAACAAAGCCAUGACGAACCACAAUGUCCUUGGCUGAUGUUCAGGCCAGUAAGGGGAAUUUUUUUUUUCCUGCAAUUUGAAUAAGAAAUUAGCAAAUCGAGCUCCUCCUUGACCCUAGAUUUCCUCCUCAUCCACCAACUUGAAUACACUCUCAAGCUGCUUGGCAAUAAUGAUCAUGAUGAUUCUAUACUUCAACAAUCACCUACUCAGAAAUGGAAUCUUUUGUGUCUUUAAUUUAUUUUUGUGAUCUGAUGUUCCCUGGUUUUUGGGUUUUUUGUUGCUGGACUCUAUUCCAGUUUCUUUUCCUUAAUCCUUGCCUUUAUGCUGCAAGUACUUUAUACUCCUUUUUAUCAUUGAUGAUGUUAGUGGCUGAAUUAAUUAUGAUAAACCAAGCCUGCAGAUAAGAUGGUUUUGCUUGGCCACAUUCAGUUCUUAAAAAGUCUAAAAGGACAGUCAUUAUGAUCUUUGUUUUUCUUGUAAUCAUUAUCAUUGUGAUUUCGUAGACAGCUAGUUCACAACUAGUUGAUGAAAGUUUUAGGUCAAGUAGGAUUGAAUAAGCAUGACUCUUGGACUAUCCUGAUAACUUGAGAUUUUCAACCACAAUUUUAUCAUUGAACCUGAUCCUUCUAUAUAACACUAAUGCAUCAAGUUUCCUCCUUGCUAGCUCCUGUUCUGUUUUCGUUAUUUUAAUUAAUUUAUUUAGUUCUAUCAGUUUCUACUUUUUUUAAUAUGGAUACCUCCUGAAUAAUGAUCAUGUAAAUCUCUGUUAUAGUUGAUACUAAAUAAGAACUGUAGCUAGUUAGCACAUGAAGUAAAGAUCACAGGUAAAUAUAAUUUAAAUGAUGGGUGUUCCAAGUUCAAGACAAGAUGUUGCUUCAAUAUCAUCAGUACUACUAGAACAGCGAUGGAAUGUACUUCAGGGUGGGUGAUGAUCUAUGAAUUUGGUGGUGGUGAUAUAAUUUUCACCAGUAGUACGUAUAAGUGCUUGCCAUGGAAGUACAUGCUCAAAAUGAUAGAGCUUCAAUGGCUUGUCAAUACUCCCCUAUUGUAAUUAGUACUUUUUGCCAUGGGACCUCCAUAACUUCUUAGUAAUCUCCAAUUUGUAUAAUGUAAAAGCUCAUGGACAUUGUUGAUAUUUAAAGUCAUAGCAAUAUACAACUCCAUUGCUGCUUCA
Molecule: messenger RNA, 3874 nt
Organism: Rosa rugosa (rugosa rose)
Lineage: Eukaryota; Viridiplantae; Streptophyta; Magnoliopsida; Rosales; Rosaceae
Product: KH domain-containing protein HEN4
Exons: 7
Coding region: 186-2138 (650 amino acids)
Biological process (GO): regulation of gene expression
Cellular component (GO): cytoplasm; nucleus
Molecular function (GO): mRNA binding
Source: RefSeq, a predicted model, not a curated record